Molecule: messenger RNA, 795 nt
Organism: Cooperia oncophora
Lineage: Eukaryota; Metazoa; Nematoda; Chromadorea; Rhabditida; Trichostrongylidae
Source: the annotation of a GenBank genome assembly
AUGGUGCAGAUGCUCAUCUUCUUUGUGUGCAUGGCCAUGCUUGGGGUCGUCCGGGCGAUUCCGGUCGACAACGGUGUUGAAGGAGAGCCUGAGAUCGAAUGCGGGCCCUCUUCGAUCACAGUGAACUUCAACACGAGGAAUGCGUUCGAGGGUCAUGUAUAUGUGAAAGGUUUAUAUGAUCAAGCCGCCUGCAGAAACGACGAAGGUGGCCGACAAGUGGCUGGCAUCGAAUUGCCCUUCGACCAGUGCAAUACUGCUAGGACUAGGUCGCUUAACCCUCGUGGAGUUUUCGUCUCGACCACCGUAGUGAUCUCAUUCCAUCCUCAAUUUGUUACCAAAGUCGAUCGAGCCUAUAAAAUCCAAUGCUUCUACACCAUGGAGCUGACACGACUCUCUGAGUUGACCACCGCCUUCCAGACCCAGGUUGUACCAAUGCCUGUGUACCACAAAUGGACUUGCGAUUCGGAGACGACCGACACCUUCUGCGCCGUUGUUCACUCUUGUACCGUCGAUGAUGGCAACGGUGACACUGUACAAAUCCUUAAUGAAGAAGGCUGCGCUCUCGAUAAAUUCCUGCUCAAUAAUUUGGAAUAUCCGACGGAUCUGAUGGCUGGCCAGGAGGCUCACGUCUAUAAAUAUGCCGAUAGGUCACAGCUGUUCUACCAAUGUCAAAUUAGCAUCACAAUCAAGGAGCCGAAUACUGAGUGCCCACGUCCACAGUGUCCAGAGCCUCAAGGAUUUGGUGCAACUAAGGUAAUGCUGAAAUUUGAAAGUUUUUAUAUUGGAGCCACAGGA